Messenger RNA from Cygnus olor (mute swan), 3434 nucleotides. RefSeq names its product SUMO interacting motifs containing 1 (gene SIMC1). The record is from RefSeq and is a predicted model, not a curated record. NCBI's taxonomy places the organism in Eukaryota, Metazoa, Chordata, Aves, Anseriformes, Anatidae. The transcript has 10 exons. The coding region runs from base 11 to 1837 and encodes 608 amino acids.
CGGCGCUAAGAUGGCGGACGGCGCCCUGCUCCUCACCGACUCGGGCUCCGAGGGCGGCCGCUCCCCGCCGCCGCCGCCCCCCCCGCGCCGCCGCCGCCGCCGGGCGCGCCCCGCGGAGAUCAUCGAUCUGACCCGCGAGGACACGAGCGCAGAGCCGGUGCCGUGGAGCAGCAUCACCAUCAUCGACCUGACGAAGGAAGACACGUGCAGCCCUCCUCCGCCCACGGACUGUGCUGAUCGUGAGCCUGCUGCCCCAGCCGUACGCGUGUCCCAUCCCAGGCUUUGCUUCACCACAAAGCAAGAAACGGAGGCGGCGGCGGGGCUGAGCCCUGCAGCGCCCCAGCAUGACGCUCCCACGUACCCCUGUGCUGCCGCAGACACGGCAGGAGCGGUGGAGAACAAGGGCUGCUUCUCUCCUGCCUCCAGCCACCACAGCUCCUUCUGCAGCCCGGAGCAGAACUGCAGCACCACCACGUUUAACAGUGACUUGGGCUCCCUGGCCAGCAUGCCGCUGGACACGGACCUCUUCUCCCUGUCCCCCUCCAGUACGGACAGCAGCGGCAGCUGUGGAACCUGUGGCACAGAGGAGGAGACCCCCCACCCUUGGCAGCUAAGGGAGCUCCCCAAAAGCCCGAGCCCUGUCCCAGGCAGCAUCAGCACAAGCCCAGGGAAGGCCAGAGGGCCUUUGCUGGAAGCAGGGGACUCAGCACUACGCAAAGCAACCCAGCAAGUGACCCCAGGCCGGACCACGGCUGACAGCAGGGUCUGGCUGAACAAACUGCGCUAUUUCAGGAGGAGCGGAGUCCACCACCUCUUCCUCCACGGCUUAAAACACAACAGGGAAACGCUGCAGAAGGCCGAGCUCAUCCCCAGCAGGAAGAUGAGCAUGGUGCACACCACCAUGGAGGAGAAUUUCCUGGAGGGCACCUUGCAUUUCCUGAGCGACUUCGUCUCCGGCCAGCACUGCCCCCCCAAAGAAAUCAUCUCCCACCUGAUCAGGCACAUCCUGCUGAACCCCCACCAGGGGGAGAUCCUGAAGGACACCUACAUGCUGCUGAUGAAGAUCCAAAUGCUCCAUCCAGCCAACACCGCCACUGUGGGAUGGGACUGGGCGCUGCUGAAGUACAUCAUGGAAGACCAGGAGAAGCCCCCUGGCCGACUGCUCUUCCUGCAGUACGUGGUGCAGACCCUGGAGGAUGACUUCCAGCACAACCUGAAGCUGCGCCUGCUGCAGAAGUCAAUUGCCAAGAAAGUGCUUUCCUGUGACGUGUGCUUCAACAACGUGAAGGAGGUGGUCGAAUGGCUGGUGGCAGCAGUGACAGGAAUCGGGUUCUCCCAGCCCCAGGAGCCAGAAGCGACGCACUCCUCCGCAGAAGCGCGGGCUGAAUGCAGCUCAUCCGCAGCGAGGCCAGCCAGCGCUGACCAGACAGAGGCCCUCCCACCAACUGUCUUCGCCCAGAAGGCAAUGCUCCUGCUCCAGCGGAUGUUGUCCAUGGCAGUGGAAGUGGACAAAUCUCCCAACUGCAGCUCCUGCAAGAUCGCUGACGUAAUAUUUCCAUUCAUUCUGAAUAUUCCUGUGAGGAGCCAAAGGGAAGCUCUGUUAAACACCAUGGAUAGCCACCUCCUGCGCUGCAAACUGCUGGAGAUGAUGUUCCAGCACAGCUGUGAUGUGCCCACAACCUUGCCCUUGUCUCUGUCCAAGAUCCUGCAUUUCCUGGACCACUCCUCUGUGCUGCUUCAGUACCAGGAUGAAGUAGCAACGUGGCAAAGGUGGGACGAAAUGCUGCAAUACUUGAGUUUGCUGCUGCUAAGUUACCAAAACGUAAUACUGGAGUGAGCUCCAGAAGGGGACAGUGCCUUCUUCCACCAGGCUAGCCUUGUGCAGAAGUGUCAAGGAUAACCAGGAAGGAACCCGCACAGUUCCCAGCUGCUCUACUGCUGCACAGCACUGCCGGGGGAUGCUGCGAUCGGUCCCUAGGAGGUCAGAUGGCCCGUUGCAUGUUACCUCUUCCCAACAGCAUUUCCUCUUGCAGAGCACUUACGGAGCUCACUCCAUGAGCGGAUGGACUUGAUCAUUCAGAAAGCCAAGCCCAAGCUCCAGGAUGACGACGAGAUCAGCCACCUGGACAUCCACCUGAAGAUAGAGGACUUCCUCAGCCGAAUGCAGCAGCUCCUGGGGCAGCCCUUCCCGCUGCAGAUCGAGGAGAAAGUGUACAUGAUCCAACAGUUGUUUCUCAUUGUCACUGCUACCUGAUGGAGCUUCGUGUUUCCUUUAAAAGCUGUGAACUUAAAACCCUGUCUCAUGCUGCAGUCUCAAGUGUCAUCUCACGUUUAAUAUAUUUGGAAAAUCUUUUGUUUACAGUUUCAGAAUUCCCUUCCAAAUCUGCCUCGUCCUACGGUUUUACAAAGCACUUUGUACACCUGUAAAAAAUAAAUAAAUUAUUUUUGUAUUUGUUGAGCCUCUUCCUUCUUGGUGCCCAAAGGAAGCCCACAGCUCUACUAGCUGUUCCUUGGGAUAGCAUCAGACUAAAGCAGCCAUAAACUGGCAAUAGGUUGCACAGCAAAAUGCCAUAAUACCUCUUCAGUGUUUAGGAAAAGUUGAUGAGCUUUUCAAAACGCACAGCUGUGGAAUACAGCGAGGGGGUUCACAGUGUCAAGAUCUCCAGGACACGCAAGGGAUGAACUUUUCUGUUCCUAAACAAACACAUCGAUGUGACUCGGAGCAAGGUAGCUAGCCACGUCAAGAAAGGCGUGGAUAGCAGUUGGAAGGGCAGCACUUCUUCCAGAAGGCGCCGUGGCUGCAGUGCAGCCAAGUACACAUCAUCAGGAUGAAUACUGGAUUCAAAUCCACUGCCACCAACUCAGAUCCAUAAUUCAGCUGGGCCAUAGUUAUAGUUGUUAUUUUCUGAUUCUUUGAUCAUAUCCCAGGAACAAAACUUGAGCAGGAUACAGAAAGCAGAAUGAGAGUAUCACACCAAGAGACCACCCUUUAACAACAAGCAGCCUUUCGAACUAAACUGAGGUGUAACCACGACCUGCAGCAGCAGACAGUACAAGAGCAUCUAGGCGCUUCAGCUUCUAUUCGACCACUUUCAGCAAACAUUCAAAGAAAAACAGAGCCAGUGUCCAGCUCAGUCAUCCCCAACCCAGAACUGUGUGCUCUGUCAGGAGCACUCUGACAGCCCUAAGUGCCACAGCAGCACUCAAACCAAAAGGAGGAAGGCAAAGCCAGGAGCUGGGCAUCACUAGGCAAAUACCAGCCCGGUUCCCACAUCUGUGCCCACCUCCUUGGUGCAGGUGCAAACAUUCAUCUGAACAGCUCAAAAAACUACAAGGUUUCAUCAGCGAAAGGCCUAAAACAGGACUUAAUCUGGCUUUAAACCUAGUCUCCCUCUUAAAAAGGAGUUUUACGCAGCAAGUAUUUACCACAGUGG